UUUAAUAUACGCGAGCAAUCUUCUUCUAAUUCCAUCUGCACACAAAGACAAAAUACUUAGAAAACCAAAAAAACAAAAAGCCUCUCGAAAAAUGUUUUCUCGUAGUUCAAGCUCGAUUACGUUCUUCUUCAUCGUCUCUUUCUUAGCCGUCUUAGUGAAUCCGGCGAUCUCUUCUCGGGCCUCCUCGUUCUUCACCAAGCACCCGCAGCAUUCUUCCAUCGCUUCCAACUGCGAGAGCUGGAGAUUGGCCUCCGAGACCAACAAUGCAGGAAGCUGGAAGGUGGUUCCGUCCAGAUGUGUUAACUCCGUUAAAAACUAUAUCACUGGAGGCCAGUUCGACAAUGAUUACAACAUCGUUGCUCGUUACGUCAUCGCCUAUGCUAAAAGGGUCAAGCUUGGCGGAGAUGGCAAGGACGCGUGGGUCUUUGAUAUCGAUGAGACGCUUCUCUCAAAUCUUGAGUACUACAAGGCUCAUGGUUACGGGUCUGAACCAUACGACGAUACUAAAUUCAAUGAGUGGGCGGUUCAAGGAAAAGCACCAGCUUUUGAUGCGAGCUUGAAGCUCUACAAAGCUCUCAAGAGACUUGGUUUCACUAUCAUUCUGCUAACCGGCAGAGAUGAAAGUCAAAGAAGUAUUACUGCGAAAAAUCUCCGGGACGCCGGUUAUUUCGGUUGGAACCGAUUUCUCUUGAGGGGUAAAAAUGAUCAAGGAAAAACAGCAACACAGUACAAAUCAGAGCAGAGAUCAAAAGUGGUUAAAGAAGGCUACAAAAUUCAUGGAAGUACCGGCGAUCAAUGGAGUGAUUUGCAAGGUUUUGCCGUGGCUGCUCGUUCCUUUAAAGUCCCAAAUCCGAUGUACUACAUUGCUUGAUCAUCGACUACUGGUAUGUUUAAAUGAUUUAGAAUUUAUGUAUGAAUAAGAAUUAUAUGAAAGUAUAUCGUAAUUCACCGAACAUAAGGACCGCUAAUUCUUAAUGUCUUAUGUACCAUGUUCUUAUUGA
Messenger RNA from Camelina sativa (false flax), 1001 nucleotides. Its product is annotated as acid phosphatase 1-like. Lineage: Eukaryota; Viridiplantae; Streptophyta; Magnoliopsida; Brassicales; Brassicaceae. The record is from RefSeq and is a predicted model, not a curated record. Gene Ontology annotation, molecular function: acid phosphatase activity.